AUGACCCGGCGCUCGGAAUACUCAUCCAAGUCCGACGGCUUCGAAGCAUGGGGUUCCCUGGCUGAUGACGACUUGUGUUCCAACAACCGAAGUGUACAGUCCCUGAUUUUUGCUACACUGUGGUUCUUCUCGCACAUUGUCCGUUUCGAUCGUUUGAUGCUAUCGAUUGCUCGCACACGAGAGGAGAUGGAAACGUUGCUCAAUGUCACUCUGCACGGAGGACGGAAGCAAGCUGAAGCACAGGUCAAAUCAAAUCGUGGCUAUGAGGAGAUCCACGGUCCCUCUCUCUUCCCUCUGUGA
Messenger RNA from Fonsecaea monophora, 300 nucleotides. RefSeq lists its product as hypothetical. The record is from RefSeq and is a predicted model, not a curated record. NCBI's taxonomy places the organism in Eukaryota, Fungi, Ascomycota, Eurotiomycetes, Chaetothyriales, Herpotrichiellaceae. The coding region runs from base 1 to 300 and encodes 99 amino acids. The transcript has a single exon.